AGUCCUCAUUUAAAUAAUAGUAAUUUAUAACAACAUUUUAAUAUUACUUACGUAACCCACUAAAUAUAUAACAAGCUUAACGUUUUUAAGGGUGUUUUAAUGAGAAAAACAUGGCACUGAUACAUCGUGCAAAAUGUAAAAAAAGAAAUAGGGGAAUCCACCGACAAAUGGUGCACGUUCUGUCCGUUCUCAGCAGAGAGCGCCCGUGGAUUGUUGACAGCUUGUUUAGUAUCUCGUCAGCUCAGCUGGCUGAAAUGUCACAUGACUCCCACAUCACGUUCGUGGAUCUCUACUAAAGAAAUGAGCGUUUACCCAAAUGGAAGAUUUAACGACGGUCCCGAUGUGUUUGAGUGCGUGAACAAUAGAGCGCAAGCAUGCCUACGCUGCUGCAGAAACUCUUCAGCAAACGAGUCGGCAACGGGAGCUCCCGGGACUGCUCGACGGGAGCGGAGCAGCGUUGGGCGUCUGCUGAGUUUGAUCUAGCUCAGAUCAGGUUGAUCGUAUAUCAGGACUGUGAGAGAAGAGGGCGGCAGGUUCUCUUCGACUCCAAAGCAAUACAUAAACUGGACGCAUCGGAGCCGACUACUGAUGAGACUAAAUCUCCACCCACUCGGAGCGGAGCUUGCCAAAUCAACAGCCAAGCAAGCGAGAAGGACAAACCUCCCACAUAUCAGUAUACCAGACCAGCUUCAGAUGUGAACAUGCUCGGGGAGAUGAUGUUCGGCUCAGUUUCUAUGAGCUAUAAGGGUUCGACACUUAAAAUUCACCACAUUCGGUCUCCCCCUCAGCUGAUGGUCAGUAAGGUUUUCUCCACACGGUUUGGAAGCAGCGUCUCUGGAAGUACAAAUACGCUGCAAGACAGUUUUGAGUCCAUGAGCCAAACUCUUCCAAGUCACACCAGCAGCAUAGGAGUUGGUCGUGCAGCUAGUUACCCUCUCCUCUGCCUGGUUCGAAGUGCGUCUUUUUUUGCAGCCCACAGUAACCCAGUGGACAUGCCAAGCAGAGGACAAAGUGAGGAUGGAGACAGUGGCAUUGCUCGCUCAGCAUCUCUAAGCAGCCUAUUGGCCACACCCCUACCCUCACCUGGCUCCUCCUUCAGCAGCGGCUGUGCCAGCAGUUACCAACGACGAUGGCUCCGUAGCCAGGCCACCAGCCUCCAACAUGGUCCCAUGCCUCGCUGGAGCACUGAGGAAAUGUUCAACCUAUCUGAUGAGAGCUGCAGUUCCAACCCUGCGAUGAUCCGGAGGAAGAAGAUUGCCAUCAGCAUCAUCAUCAGCCUCCCGGAGAGAGAAGAGGAAAACCACAAUUUUCAGGAGUUUUUCUUCUCCCACUUUCCUCUUUUUGAGUCUCAUAUGAACAAGCUCAAGACUGCCAUCGAAAGGGCCAUGAUCUUGUGCAGAAGAAUCGCUGAGUCCAGCCAUCGCGUGCAGGUUUAUCUAUGUCGAGUGAUGGAGGCACUGGGUGAAUUCAGGAUGACAGUGUGGAAUCUUUACAUGGCUCCGCGAAUCACUGAGCCAGUCUGGCUAUCCAUGAUUUCUCAGAGUGCCGAGCGAAACCUUUUGUGUCAGCGCUUCCUGAAAGAGAUGAGUUUGCUGAUGGAACACGGAGCCAAAAACCAGUUUCUCUCUGCACUCCUUACUGCGGUUCUUAUGCAUCACUUAGCCUGGGUUCCCACGGUAAUGCCCAGUAGCCUCCCUUCAAUCAAACCCGACUGCCAGAAACCUGCCUCCCAGACAGUGGAUCUGUUGGCAAAAUCUCACCCAUACAACUCGCUAUGGGCUCAAUUAUGUGACCUGUAUGGUGCUUUAGGCUCUCCAGUUAGAGUGUGCCGGACGGUGGUCGUGGGACGCAAGAGGGAGCUGGUACAGCGAGUCUUGUCUGUUCUCUCGUACUUCAUUCGUUGCUCAGAUCUGCAGGAGCAUACGCAACCCCCAGGACAAACAGACAAUCCAGCCAAUCCCUGUUUCUCGCAAAGCAUCAAUCCCAUCCCUGCAACUGAAAGGAGAGAUGAAGACACAUGUUCCCCUAAACCAGACACAUCAAAGCCCACCCUCUGUAUGUCGACCAAUGAUAAUGCCCUGAGCUCUGAUUUGGCUCAUUUACUUCCAGGCAUCCUUUCAGAACAACAUGAUGAGAAAGCCCCUUUCCAAGAUACAAAAUCCAUAAAUCCAUCCCCCUGUCUGGAAUCGAUGGGUGUUAGGACUGAAUGUACAGAAAUGGGGCAGGAAUAUUUUGGAGAAGACAGUGACUCUGUUGGAUUAGAGCACAUUUUAGCCAAUCAGAGUCCUCUUCUGCACAGGGUGCGGUUUCACAUAGGCAGUCCCAGAGAAGCAGAGAAUGAUGUACAACCUGGGGCAUUAACUGGGGUGGGGUUUGGGCGGGGAUUAGACAGGAAGCUGCAUCGAAGGCUUUUGACUGAUAUACGGAGGAACGAAAGUUCGGACAGUGCUUUAGGCGACAGUGAUGAGGAGGAAGCAAUGCCACGACAACUGCACAUGGUUACAGAACAACAGGAAUAUGAGCUACCACUGCCAAGUUGUCAGGUAGAGAGUCAAGCCAAUGUUAAUCAUUUCGGGCGGUCUUUGCUGGGGGGCUACUGUCCUCAAUACAUGCCCGACUUUGUUUUGCACGGCAUCAACUCUGAUGUCAGACUCAAGCAGUGCCUCAUGGCUGACCUGGAACAUACUGUUCUCCAUUCAGCCUUGGAUGAACCUGUAGCAGAGGCUCUGUGCAUUGUGGCAGAUACAGACCGGCUGAGCGUGCAGGUUGCAACAAGUCAAAGACGCGUGUGUGAGGGUGGGCGGCUAGGCAGAGAUGUGAUGGUGUCUAACCUCAUACACACACUCAUUACAUCAGUCCUGCAGCUGUACGCGCUAAACAUCGCAGCCGAUUUUUGUGUGAUGCAUCUGGAGGACCGGUUACAAGAGGUGUAUUUUAAGAGUCGAUCCUUAGCAGAAUAUUUGAGAGGGCAAACCAGGGUCCACGUUAAAGAGUUGGGACUGGCACUGGGGAUUGAAUCCAGUGAUAUUCCAUUGCUUGCAGCAGUGGCCAGCACUCACUCACCAUAUGUGGCCCAGAUUCUUCUCUGAAUGGACCAAGCCAGAUUAAUUACAUUUAAAGGACCAAUCAGAAUGUGUUCAUGUUCUGCAUGUACCAGCAAGGAUUUGGACUGCGUUUCCCAAAAGCAUUGUAAGCCUACAUUGAUCGUAGCUCCAUUGGUGACAAUGGUUCUAAGAUCAACGUAAUGCUACGAUGCUUUUGGGAAACGCAGCCCUGAUCAUUGUACGAUUAACACACCAAUCAUAAUGCACUGUGCUCGACAACCAAUAAGAGCUCAUGCCCAGCCUUUACUAUACCAAUCAGAAUGCCUCUUGUUUGCCUAGCUGACAGUAUUAUGUGUGUGUAUGUCGAUGUCUGCAACAGAAUAACAGAUGUGUAAAUAAGGUCAUCGUAUAAACUGAAUGGUAUAUUAUAUUGGGAUGAUUGUUAAUGCUUAUGUCUUUCAAAGUCUUAUAUGAAAGAUUGAGACUAAGGUUCUGAAAGAAGCAACUUUUAUAUUAGCACCCGUAUUUUUGAUGUUUCCAAAGAGGUAUAUCUGUGUUUUCUUUUCAAGUUGAGGGCUAAAUCAAAUGCAUUGCCUCCUUCAGAAACAAUAAUAAGUUUACACCAGAAGCAGCAUAUGUUUUUUCAAAGAAAUUUGAUUACAAAUGUUUUUUUAAUCUAUUAUUCUCAUCUAAAUCGGAGCAUUUAAUUUAAUCUUAAAUUAUAUUAAUGUCCAUCAUAUUCACCAAGAGUGCCUCUCCCAGGUUGAUGACCAGAUUUGUAUGUGCUUUAGUCUAAGAAAGAUGAGGGAAUGUUUACAUAGUGGAGGACUGGGUGUGAUUUUGAAAUGUUACUGUUAUUUAAUUACGUCCACAGACAGUGGAUUAGAAUAUUGAUCUGGUGCUACUUUAUUGUUCAUUGUGUCUUAAAUACACACUUUAGGUUUUCCCUAGCAAAUGCUUUGCAUUUCUUUCAAGGGCCUUAAUGGUGUACACCCCACAGCAACAGGACCCCUGGUGUGUGACACCGUCAGUAUUCUUACGUUUAAAUGACUGCGAGAAAGAUGAUAAUUUUUAUAUUUUUGCAGAACGAUCUACCUCAAAUAAAAAAUCUGAAGGUUCA
Molecule: messenger RNA, 4164 nt
Organism: Triplophysa dalaica
Lineage: Eukaryota; Metazoa; Chordata; Actinopteri; Cypriniformes; Nemacheilidae
Gene: fnip2
Product: folliculin interacting protein 2
Exons: 18
Coding region: 375-3089 (904 amino acids)
Cellular component (GO): cytoplasm
Molecular function (GO): ATPase inhibitor activity; protein-folding chaperone binding
Source: RefSeq, a predicted model, not a curated record